AUGGCACGGAGCUUGGACGCUGCGUUUGAAGAGGCGCUGCGUGCGGGCGAGGCCGAGGAGGACGUGGGCGUGUUUGGCUCCCCAGGUACCGACCUGGUUUCUACGGCUGCUGUCCUUGCUGAGGCCCGGGCGGCUUCAGGGCGGAGCGCUGUGGAAGGAAGCGAGGACGAGGAAACGAGUGGAGAGGGUCAAGAAGAAGAGGGUGAUGCCAAGAUUGCGCAUGGGCAUGCGCUGCCGUACGCGCCGUCGCCGGCGCACUUUCAGGAUGAGGUGGCUCUGCGGCGCGAGGUCUCGCGGCUCAACGCGCUGCUCUACGCCAACGAGUUGACCUUCCAGCGGACGCUGAGCCAGAACGACAAGCUCCGUGAGCAACUCGCGCAGGCUGCGCGCGAGGUGACAGAGGCGCAGAGCGCGGCGGGCGCGGCCAAGGAGGAGCUGAUGCUGUUUCAGACCCGCAACGCGACGCCGCCCGGAGUGGCGCUGACCGAGCUACGCGGGCGGCAGCUACAGAUGGUGACCAUCGAGCGCGACCAGCUGCGGAUGCACGUGGCAGCGCGUGACGAGACUGUUUCUCAGCUCCGCAUGCAGGUUGGGCUCAUCCACGACGAGCGCAUGGACCAGAUUGUCGCCUUGGAGCGCGAGAUCGAGCGUCUUAACCAGUCGCUUGCGUCGGCGGCGGUGCUGGCCAAGUCGCGCGGUGCACGAGCCGACAAGCUUGCGGCCCAGCUUGCGACGCUCUCGCGCGAGGCCGACGAACGUGUGUACAACGCCGAACAGCGCGCAGCACUCGAGACUGCCAAGCUCCGCGAGCUUCGCUCAGAGGUCGAGGCUGAGUCGGCCCGCGCUGCGGCUGCUGAAGCACGGGCUGAAACGUACGCAGCGCGGAGCUGUGACGCCGAGGCUACAGCUGCGGCGCUGCAGGCAUCGGCCACAGCACUGCGGGCUGAUUUGGACGAGGCGCGGCGCCAGUUGGACACCGUGUCGGGCGGUCACGCGCUGGCCGAGAUGGCUGCCGCAUUUGAUGCGCGGCUGGAUGAGCUCCAAGGAGAACUGGCAGCAGCGAGGCGGGGUGCGAGUGGCAUGAUCGCACAAGCAGGCGAAGAAGCAGGCGACGAUGCAGGUGGCGAGGCUGAGAAGAGCUUUGUUCAGGAUCUCGGCGCCUACCUUGCUCCGGCGUUGUUCGAGCUUGGUGGAGACGAGACCGAGGUCGGUGCAGACGAGACGCAGGCUGUGGUCCAGCCUGACGAAACUAGCCAGAGCAUCAGCUUCUCAGGCCGCACGGUCUUUGAGCAGCCUGCUGUUGCCGAAGCCGCUGCGCAAACCGAGGCCACUGACCGGCGCGAGUCUGAGACUCAGACCGAGGAGCAGGUGGAGGCGGUGGCACAGGCCUCGGCCAAGGCGUCCCCGCAGCUUGCAGCGGCGAUUGCUGAGGUUCGGUCGUUGACAAACACCAACGCGCGGCUGGUGCACGAGCUGCACACAGCGCAAGCCGAGGUGCGUUCGGCGCGGGCCGGGCAUGACACGGCUCUCGAUGAGAUGCGGCGGUCGCUCGAGGCGGUGGAGGCGCGGCUGGCGGACAUGGCGGCAGCGUACACCGAGCUCCGCGACGAACACUCUGCGCUCCAGCACCGGCACGCCCUUUUGAGUGAGAAGCACCACGCGACGCUCGAGCAGCACCGCGAAGCACUACUGGCGCUCAAGGACUCGGCGCCGCACAUCGCGUUCGAGACGCUGCGCGAGGAGAUUGUCGCGCUCCACGCAUCGUACGUCCGCGACAAGCGGGCGCUGGAGCGCAAGCUUCGCAAGCGCAGUGCGGCUGGCGGACCGGGCGUUCGCGACGUGGUGCCGGACGAUGUUGAGCCGUGGGCCAACGAGAGCCACGAGCUCGAUACCACGGCUGGCCUCGACCACACCGCUUUCCUCAUCCGGCCAUCGCCGUCGCCUGUUCGGUAG
Molecule: messenger RNA, 1953 nt
Organism: Thecamonas trahens ATCC 50062
Lineage: Eukaryota; Apusomonadida; Apusomonadidae
Exons: 1
Coding region: 1-1953 (650 amino acids)
Source: RefSeq, a predicted model, not a curated record